AGAACACGUAGAAUACCGAUAAGCAAGCGCAUUGAUAUAUCUGCACCGCUGGCGCUAUAAUUCAUUUUUUUUCAGGUUUUAACAAACCAGUUUGAAAUUGAAUCUGUGUUUAAUAUGCUUAUUGAUCGGUCAAGGUCAUUCUUAUUCUCCUUCUUCGACUUCGCUUUGGCGUUCUCGUUUUUCAUUUAUUCCAAUUCCGCAACUCCUUUCUGACUGCUUUUUCAUCGUAUUUCCUAGCUUGAAUGAAAUGUUUUGCGACUAUGGCUCCUCGCAAAAGAGUGCGUUCUUCCUUCUCGUUGGCGCUUUGCGGCGACUCACAUCGAGCUCAACCGAUACAGAGACUUUCUCGAGUUCUUGGCCUCUACUACGCCUUUUGACGUUGAGAGCAAGGGGAAUGGAACGCCUGGUCGAAUGCGCAGGCCCACGAAGGCCUUGUGACGAUCAAGACCACGGUGCAAGUAUCAGACAUGGCCAUGGGAAGAAAUCGACUCGAAAACCGCGAAGAACGAGAAACAAGAAAAAUCACAUAGCAGGUGGUUUUUUCGGCUUUUUCCGUAGACAGGCUAAGCGUCUCCAAGAUUACAAGACAAAAAGUGCGCACCAUUCAUCCAGAUACUACAGCGCAAGUCGACGCGUCGCUCAUUGUUUCAACGGCAGUUCCAAUGAUCCUUACCAGAUCCUUGGAGUGUCUAGGUCCGCUACGGAAGACGAAAUCAGGAGAGCCUAUAAGAAACUUGCGGUCAAACAUCAUCCGGAUAAGGGUGGAGACAGCGAGACCUUCAAGAAUAUUCAAUCAGCGUACGAAACACUAUCGGAUCCAUCGAAGAAAAGGCAAUAUGAUGCUUAUGGUACUUCUACUUCUCAUGCAGAUCCACAAUCUCGUCCCAUUUUUAACUUUACAACAACAACUUAGAUACAACAGGUAGCAAGUAGCAUGGACGACAACUUAGGAGCCAACAUACUACAUCAUCCACACUUAGGUAGCAUGGGAGGAGGCAUGGGAGGCGGAGGUCCUGGUGGUUCAGGUUCUGGUCCGUUUCAACAGAGCUCCGGAGACCCCUUCGGAGGAUCCACUGGAGACCCUUUUGGCGGAUUUGCAAACGGGAAUUUCCAAGGAAACUUUGGGGAUGAUCCUUUCGAAGCUUUUUCGAGGAUGGGCUUCUCUGAAUUUGCCGAACAAGGCCGUUCGGGUGCGACAAGGCGAGUAGCCAAGCCGCGACCACUGGUGCAGGGGAUUUCUUUAAGGCCACAUUUGAAGAAUUUGGAUUUGCAUAUGGGGAAUAAUGAUUAACGUCCUUCGUUCUGUCUCCUAUUGGUCGUGUUCAUUCCCCUCGUGCUCAUCUAGGGUUCAGUAGAAGAACAUCUUCACUGCCGUGAAGUAAAUGGGCACUACGAGGAUUGCACUCAAGCGUGUACUUGAUGUAGUAAAACUAGUAGUUCUAAUCUCCGUAACCCUAGAACAAAUUUGCCAAAGGCAGGAAGUGGAAGCGACUUAUCGACGGCAAAGAGUGUGCACUAGCUGUAAAGGGCAAGGAGGUGUCUUUCGCGUUUGCGAUGGGUGUGGGGGAUCUGGGUAUCAAGUUAGAACACGGCAGUUUGGAGGCGGGUAUGUCCAAACGCAGGGAACUUGCGGGAAUUGUAGAGGCGCUGGCAAGAUAAGAGUCAAUCAGUGCACGUCUUGUGGUUAUGGUGGAAGAGGAAGUACUAGAGGAAGAAGUGAAAGCAGGUCUAGUACGACCUAAAAGUAGGUAUUCGUCAGCAGACGCUUUCGCUUUGUCGUCAAACAGUUGUACGGAAUUCAUUUUCAGUACAACUACAACAACUGCAGUAGAUUCCACUCCAUCUGCCACAAGUGCCGGCCUCCACCCUCCCUCUCUUUCAUUCUCUCGGCGCCGGCACCUUCAUCGCGGAGGAAGAAGUUAGCCUACGACUAGACCCCACAGUCGAGGAUGGGUAUUCUUUCAAGUUUCCUGACUGUGGGUCUGAAGUUCCAGAUCCCUAUUCUCCUGAAGGAGUGGCUAGAGGAGAUCUGACCCUCAUCGUCAACCUUCAGGCACCAGCUGGCAGGACCUCAGAUGGCGUUCAGACUACACCAGGGUCUUCGGCUUCUUCAAAGUCAUCAUCGUCGUCAUCUCCCUCAUCCUCUUCUUCAUCUUCCUGCUCAACCCCUGCUAGCACAAAAAGAUUGCGCUAUGAGCGUCUGGAAUUCGAGCGCGGCCCUCAGAAUGCGCUCUACACGAAGGUGAGCGUGCCAUUUGGGGAUGCUGUAUGUGGUGAGACGGAACUCGAUUUGAAACAUCCUUGUGGGAAGUGGAUACGACUGAAAUUGCCACCAUCGUUGCAGCAUACGGAUGUCGUUCGUGUAGCGGGAAAGGGCGUCUUCUGGGAUGGUGUAGAUGACACGAGAGGACGAAGAAACGAUAAAACUACGUCGAGUAGGACAGGAGAUCUGUUCGUGAAGUUGAAAGUUUUGAUCCAACAAGGAGGUGGAGGCAGUUCUUCGAUGUCCUCCUCAUCGACACCGACAUCAAGAAUAAGAGGCCCCUUUAGAGAUGCCGCAGAGCGGGAAGCAUUACGCAGAAUUCUGAAUCGAGAAGAAACCCUUUCUGACGUUAUCGAAAGAGAAAUUCGCGAGCGUCAACAGAACAACGCAUCCUCAACAACAUCUGCAUCUUCGACGCAAAAGCACCCUACAGAACCACAGGAAGACUCACAAGGUUCCUCAUGGACGAAUUGGUUCCGUAAUGCUACGGCAUCUUCUUCUUCGGGCAAAACAUCAAGUACCUCUUCAUCAGAUGAUUCUACAAAUGCCAGCAGUGUCCAAGCCAAUGAUGUUUCCCAAGUCUUGCCUGCUGAGAAAGGAACGAUGAAUCGACAUCUUAAGACUUAUCGCGCGGAUCGCGAGAAACGAAAACGGCAAGAGCUCUCGGAUUCAGGACAUCACUUUGGACCAGGUGAUGGAGGAGAACAGAGUUGUCAUGUUCAGUGAGAAGAUGUUUCUUGUUUUCACGCAGGCACUCGUGCCUGCACUUUUGAUCUCAUUGUCGCAACCUGAAGAACCUUCUAUCCCUUCUCUUUGUUCGCCUCGCAUCCCCAAGCCCCCAGCUCCCCCAUCUUCCAAAGUUGUAAUUCAUUGUUCUUAGAGUUAGACUAUAUAGUAGAAAGUUUUUAGGGUUUUGGUGAGUUUCUC
Molecule: messenger RNA, 3190 nt
Organism: Amoebophrya sp. A25
Lineage: Eukaryota; Dinophyceae; Syndiniales; Amoebophryaceae
Source: the annotation of a GenBank genome assembly